Messenger RNA from Brachypodium distachyon (stiff brome), 4753 nucleotides. RefSeq lists its product as uncharacterized. Bases 1 to 1152 code for a protein of 383 amino acids. The record is from RefSeq and is a predicted model, not a curated record. Lineage: Eukaryota; Viridiplantae; Streptophyta; Magnoliopsida; Poales; Poaceae. The transcript has 4 exons.
AUGAAGCAUGAAAAGUAUGAAACGUGGGAGUGGAUCGACGUCAAGCCUGGAACGAGGCAUUGGGAGAAUAACUCGGAUACUCUAACGCUUGUGUUAGAUGGAAACCCCGAAGAAGUGCAAUCAAAUUAUGAUACAUAUGUCAAGUCCGCCUUGACCUACAAGCAUGGGACCCGCAUCGAUACGUUCCCACUUCCUGGACUCCGAAAACACCUUUUCACAACAGCCAAGGAAGGGACGUAUUAUAUUAGAGUAAUCUAUCAAGGAGAGGUAAUAGUGUUCAUCAUAGAAGCCAGAACAUGGUGGCUGAAAGGGUACAUAGUUGGAAACACAGUUUACGAACACAAGACGCUGCCAUUUCAAGGCAACCACAAUUAUAUUUGCCAAAGUAACCCAGGAGAACUAGAGAUCGGUCUGCCAGUUUUGAGGACAAGACAUCAAUCCCUUGUGCAGGAUGGGGUUCAUCAGAAUCCUCUAGCAGUAGGGGUCUACACCCUUUACCUGUGUGAGGGCCCCAGGAUAUACAAGGCAUUCCUCGCACCGAGCAAUUCGCUUGUGGACCCUGGCUCUGAUUUCAACAAACUGGACGCUUUCAGCCAAGGUUUACCACUCCCCGAACUAGCCAAAAAAACUAGAAUCCCCAAGCUGGACUCUUUCUUGUUGCCAGCUUGGAUUGUUGUUCUCUCUUCGCUCCAUAGUAGGUACUCCCUCCAAUCCGAAAAGGUUGACGCGAGGCAUACUAAAGACAUUUUUACACCCACACCCUCCAGAAUUCAAAAUAUUACAAACACACAACAUAAAGCCCACACACGCACAACAUUUCAAAUCUGGCGUCUUUCUCCACCAACGCGUGCGCAUCUUCUCCUCCUGGUGGCCGCCUGCUGCCCUGCUGCCCCUCUUCCAGGUUGCCACCUGCUGCUCCUCCUCAAGGUUGCCUCCUGCUGCUCCUCCAAGUUGCCUCCUGCAGCUCCUCCAGGUGGCCGCCGGCAGCCUGCUCCUCCAGAUCGCCAGAAACCUGCUCCUCCAGAUCAUCAGAAACCUGCUCCUCCUUCAGGUGGCCGCCAACAGCCUGCUCCUCCUCCAGAUCACCUGCAGCCUGCAGCUUCUCCUCCAGAUAUCUGCAUCAGCUUCUCUUCAGGUCAUGGACAUCCCUGAUCUCAACUUCAAUCCUCCACAAGAGGAUGAUGCUGGAGUCACACCUACAGGAAGCAAUAGUGGAUCAACAGAAGAAACAACAGGUGAUCCAUGGAGUAGAAAAAUUUCUCAAUCUCUGAAUUUCUCAAUCUAUUUGAACAAUUGUUGGCACAGUAUGUAUACAAACACAGUAAUGUUACUGAAUGACAUUAGAAAUACAGAAAGCUAAUGUCAUGACCAAACUAAUUUUAGAAUUAGAAUUAUACUCCAGCAGUUGUUGGCACAGUAGAUGUCAAUCAGCAAAAUGUGAAGUUCUCUUUGAAUUUCUCAAUUGGAGUAGAAUGGUUAUACACAGUAAUGUUGGAGUAGCAUGUUCUUGUUCAAAAUGUAUUGUUCCAUCAGCAACAAAGCAUGUGCAGGAGAAUAGAGCAUGUUCUUGUUCAGAAUAUAGAGUUCAAUCAUCAAUAGAGCAUGUGCAGCAGAAUAGAGCAUGUUCUUGUUCAGAGUUAAUCUAUAGAGUAUACACAGCAGUAUUUUUGUACAGAACAGCAAGUACUCACAACAGAACAUCAAGUACACACACAACAGCUAUUCUAUUGCUAAUCAUGUUAGAGCAAGCUGAACUCACAACAAAACCUGUAAUUCAGGAACUUGUCUAGUCCUAAUUCUAAUUAUCAGCAACAGUUUUGCAAGUUCACAGGAGUAUGUUAAUACUUGGGAGUAUUUAAUCAUUUGCAGAUACAGUACUUGGAGUAUUUGCUGUGUGUGGAGUACACACACGCACACAAUAGCUACUCAUCUACUCCUAAUUCUAAUGAUUAGCAUUCUGAACAUUCUGUUAGCAUUCUGAAAAUGUACUGACAGAAACUGGAGUACAUGAAUACAGUUUUUUUUUAAAUCAUCAAUGGUAAGUAAACUUAGCUUUGCUCCUUUGCAGUUGGUCAGCAACCACCCCGAAAGGACCUGCCAGAUGAGCACAGGUUUGCUGCUUAUAUUGCACUAAAAGCAUUGAGCAAAGAUGGAAAAAUAGAGUUGAAGGACAAAGUGCUUGUUGCUGCUCUAUUGGACACAAGAGUUAGAACAGUUGAACGAAUCUGGAAAUUAGCUAAGGACCAAGUUGCACAAGGUGAACCUAUUGAUGUUUCUAAUAAAAAGAAGGGAAGGGUAGGUCGCAAGAAAGCAGACCUUGGUCUCUCUCGGAUACCUGCCAUUCCACUUAACAAAAGGAGAACUGUAAGAGCACUAGCUAGGUCUUUGGGCUGCAGCUAUACAGCCUUGCACAGAAGGUUUGAGUGGAAACAGGUGAAGCGCCGCAGUAGCAGCUUAAAGCCUACACUCAAGGCUGCAAACAAGAUCGCUAGAAUGCAGUUUUGCAUUUCCAUGCUUGAUGAAUCCACAUUGGGAAAUGACAGUCCUACCUUUCAAGAUAUGAGCAAAUCGUCCAUAUUGAUGAAAAAUGGUUUGACAUGACUAAGAAGAGGGCCACAUGCUACCUCCUUCCUGAAGAGCCAUGCCCCUUGCGCACUGUUCAGAAUAAGAACAGCAUCGGCAAAGUGAUGUUUCUAACAGCCGUCGCAAGGCCAAGGUAUGACGAAAAUGAUUUGAUCACCUUUGAUGGCAAACUCGGAGUGUGGCCCUUCGUGAAAGAAACACGAGCAGCAAGAAGCAGUCGAAAUAGAGAGAGGGGCACUCUAGAAACCAAGUCAAUUAUUGUUAACAGGGAUGUUAUGAGGGAGUAUGUAUGUGGAAAGCUGGUUCCUGCUAUACAAGACCUGUGGCCUGAAGAUGAUGUUGGCAGAACCAUUUUUAUCCAGCAGGAUAUUGCCCAAACCCAUGUCUUACCAACUGAUGAAGCUUUCCUACAUGCUGUUGCAGAAACUGAUCUAGAUAUUCAACUCAUGCAACAACCACCAAAUUCUCCUGACCUCAAUGUUCUAGACCUAGGAUUCUUCAGGUCGAUUCAAUCGUUAACAGAUUGUAGAACACCUACAAAUAUCAAGCAGCUGAUUGAAAUUGUGCAAGAAGAGUAUGAUGGCUAUGAUGUGAACCUGUUAGCCAGAGUUUUUGUAACACUGCAGCCUUGCAUGCUAGAGAUUAUGAAAGAUGAGGGAGGCAUGGGAUACAAAAUCCCACAUAUGAACAAGCAGAGGCUGCAGAGGGAAAGAAGGUUAACUACUGCUCUAAAAUGUGACGCUGAACUGUACCAGAAUACUUUAUCACUAUUGAACCAGAUGAUAAUACAUUGAGAGAAGACAGGAGUAGAACAGAAGAGACGAGAAGAUAACAGAUUGAGAGUACAGAGGAGCCACUAGGCAGAUUGAGAACAUAUUGAGAUGUUUAACUGUGAAUGAAAUGUUUUCUUUUCAAGUGUUGAAGUGUUAAACUUCAGUUUAGAUUCAGUUAAAGUGUUAAAGUUCAGUUACAAUGUUAAAGUUCAGUUUGAAGUGUUAAAGAUCAGUUACAAUGUUAAAGUUCAGUUUGAAGUGUUAAAGUUCAGUUUAAAUUCAGUUUAAGUUCAUGUUUAAUUGGUGCUGUUAAAGCUCAGUUAAAAUUCAGUUCCAAGUUUAAAUUUAGUUGAGGUUCUAGUUCAGGUUAAGGAUUUAUGUUCAGUGUGAAGUGUUAAAGUUCAGUUUAAAUUCAGUUUAAGUUCAUGUUUAAAGUGUUAAAGUUCAGUUUAGAUUCAGUUAAACUGUUAAAGUUCAGUUUAGAUUCAGAGGGAAGAGAGAAGAGAAAAGGGGGAAGAGAGAAGGGGGAAGAGAAAAGAGGGAAGAGAGAAGAGAGAAGAGAGGAGAUUGAGAUCAGAGGAGAGAAAAGAGUUUUAAUUUAAGGUUUUAGUUCAGGCUUAAUUUAAGGUUUUAGUUCAGGUUCAGGUUUUAGUUCAGGUUUAAUUUAAAGUUUAAGUUCUGGUUUCAGUUUUCAGUUUAAGUUUAAUUAAGUUGAGGUUCAGUUUUAAGUUCAGGUUCAGAGAGAUUGAGAGAGAAGACAGACUAGAAGAGAGAUUGAGGAUAGAUUGAGAUUAAGGAUAGAUAGAGAAUUAGGAGAGAGGAGAAAAUGAGAGAAGAGAGAAUGAGAAGAGGGAAGAGAAGAGAAUAGAUUGAGAUUCAGAGGAGAGGAGAGAAGAAAAGAAAAGGAGAUGCUCAUCACAGCAUGCUUAAUUACAAUGUUAAUCUAAUCUUUACUUCUUCCAAUUUAAUCUAAACAGGACUAGUACAGUGCUAAUCUAAUUAAACACUCAACUGCUCCUAUACAUUCAUAGAGAUAAAAUGUUCUGAUAUGUGUUCAAUGCUAAUCUACUCCAAUACAAUCUCCAGCUAUACAAUGAGUUGUCCUAUCCAGGGUAGGAAUCAGUAGCAUCAUAAAUAUCUCUAACAUAGCAAAGUAAUUACAGACAGAUGCCACAAAAAAUCGCGGUUAUUCAUGUACAGUACCAUUAGGCACAAGAAACUCCAUGGCAUUUUGAAAAUUACAAGGACAUGCUAGAUAUGAACUCAAUAGCACAUGUCAAACAGAGGAAAGAAGGAAGAAGUUCAGAGUACUUAACUUCACCGGAGUCGUAGACGUCGCAGGCAAGCUUCACCCAAGUUUCAACAAAGACACAUUCCUCACAAAAGAAAAAGUAAAA